Haemonchus placei is the source of this 2466-nucleotide messenger RNA. Lineage: Eukaryota; Metazoa; Nematoda; Chromadorea; Rhabditida; Trichostrongylidae. The record is from the annotation of a GenBank genome assembly.
AUGUCCGAUCUAAGCGAUGAAGUAAUGAGCGACGAGGAAUCGGCGGAGAUGUACCGAAAUGUGUUUAGCGAGGGCGAGCCCGAGUACAUGUUCGAGCAGCUUAUUGACGGCCCCAACGUAGAGCACUUCGAGAACGAGAAAGAAUGUGAUGAUACAAAUGAGAAUAUGACUCAGCAUCCAUCAAAAAAGUCUGAUCUGAUCAAGAACGUUCUUGCAGGAAAGAAUGACGAUGUUGCUGAUUUGAUGGCAACCGGAUGGCUAACGUUAGAAGCAAGCAUAAAUGCUAUUCAAACCAAACAACAUGUUGCAACGAACCUGGAGCAGCUUUACAAGGUUGUUGCCUCUUUGUGUGAAAAUAAAAUGGCAAGAACCACAUACGACAAGCUAUUGGAUAAUAUUCGGAAGUGGAUCGGCCGAUUUAGGAAUGAACUAAAUGAAAAGUGUGCAGCUGGAGGAGUAGAAUUCAUGAAAGCGAUAGAGAAUCUGUGGAGUGAUUACUGUGAACAAAUGAUUCUCAUUCGUAACGUAUUUUUAUAUCUGGAUAGAACCUUUAUUCUAGAAAACAUAGACGAGUCUCCUAUUUGGUGCGUUUCUGUUAUUCAUCACUGUUUAUUCAUGGAAUCUUCGCUGGUAAUCUUCCGCGAGGAAAUUAUAUUGCACGGGAGUGUACUAAAAAAGUUGGUUGGAGGGAUUUUGGAUAGAAUUGCUGAAGAAAGAGCUGGAAAUCAGGUAGAUCGUUAUUUAUUGCGAGCUCUUCUUCGAAUGUUACGAACGCUUGAUCUAUAUAAGCAGGCGUUCGAAGAUGAUUUUCUUUCGAGCACGACUGUUCAUUAUACACAUGAAAGUAUGACACUUGUGAGGUCACUCGAGACGGUGGACUUUCUGUUGCAUGUUGAACGACGAAUCAAAGAGGAAAACGAACGAGUCGAUCUGUACCUUGACGAAGGCACUCGAACUCCUCUAUUGACGAGAGCUGAAAAGUGCCUCAUCAGCGAUCAUAUGCAGGAAGUUGUGGACAAUGGUCUCUCCCUAUUAUUAAAUGAUAAUCGUGUGAGCGAUGUUUCACGGCUGUACUCUCUCCUAAGUCGGGUCGAUGGGGGAGUUGCUUUGCUCAAGACAGGAUUUUCUUCCUAUAUCAAGAAAGUUGGUAAAUCUAUGAUAAUGGAUCCUCAACGAGAUCCUACGAUGGUUGAGGAUUUAAUGGCUUUCAAAGAUAAACUGGAUGUCUUCGUCGAAACUUGUUUCGGGUCUUCUGACGACAAGAUGAAAUUCGCUCAAGCUGAGAAGGACGCGUUCGAUUACUUCAUCAAUACGCGCGGAAAUAAACCAGCAGAACUGAUAGCGAAAUACAUGGAUGCAAGACUACGUAGCGCGAAUAAGGAGGCUUCGGAUGAGCAGCUGGAUCAACUUAUGAACAAAGUGAUCACUUUAUUCCGCUUCAUCCAAGGAAAGGACGUUUUCGAGGUGUUCUACAAAAAGGAUCUGGCCAAGCGACUGUUGCUUGGUCGAAGUGCAUCUGUCGACGCUGAGAAGAUCAUGUUGAGUAAGCUGAGGCAAGAGUGUGGCGCUGGUUUCACUCAGAAACUCGAGGGCAUGUUUCGGGAUAUGGAGCUGUCGAAAGAUCUCGGAGUUGCAUUCAGAAAUGUAAGUUUUUUAGUAGUUCGAUUCAUUUACAACUUGAAGUUCAAAGGGGAAUUUAAAUACAUCCAACAUGAAAGCUCUUUGGGACGGUAUGACGAUUGCGUCGAGUGCAGCGUGAACGUUCUUACGAUGGGACAGUGGCCGGCUUACGACAACAUUCAGGUUACCCUACCUCAUCACUUGAGUUCCUCCCUGCAGCUUUACGAGAAAUUUUACGAUUCCCGGCAUACCGGUCGGAAGCUUCAAUGGCAACCACGUCUCGGCCAAUGUGUUUUGAAAGCGAAUUUCCGCAGAGGGUGUCAAAAGGAGUUAAAAGUGUCAUUGUUCCAAGCGAUUGUCUUGCUACUCUUCAAUGAUCAGCCGUCGUGGACGGCUGCGGAUAUCAUGAUGGCCACGAAACUGGAGCAGAAAGAGUUUAUACGUACGAUGGUUUCGCUUUCUGUGGCCAAAGUUCGUGUUCUUCUCAAAACACCUAUGAAUAAAGAGAUCAAUGAUGAUGAUGUGUUCACGGUGAACACCGACAUAAAGGAAAUGCGCUUCAGGAUUCGCAUUUCUGAAGUUCAAAUGAAGGAAACGGAAGAAGAAUACAAAGCCGUCGAAGAGGAGGUCAAUCAGGACCGUCAAUAUCAAAUCGAUGCAGCAAUUGUUCGUGUGAUGAAGACACGAAAAAAGCUUAACCAUCAGUUGUUGAUCUCAGAGCUGUUUGCGCAACUCAGAUUCCCGGUACGAGCAACCGAUUUGAAGAAACGAAUAGGUUCGCUCAUGGAAAGAGAUUAUUUACGAAGAUGUGACGAAGAUCCCAAUCUGUAUCAAUAUGUUGCGUAG